AUGCUCAAGAGCGACAUGGAGAAGUUCCGCAUCCUCAAGGGCGUCAACGAAGCUGAGAUCAAGAUCACGCAUUCAGCAAGCAGGAAAUACGCAAGCACGAAGCACAUCGACUGGCAGCAACAGCAUCACGUACCCUGUCCUUCCUUCGCUCGAGCCUACAACGACGACGACAACGACAACAACGAAUGUCCCGAAGCCCUCUCUCCUAGACGAAUCUCCCGCACGACGACAUCACCCUUCACGACGACAUCACCCUUCACGACGACAUCACCCUUCGAUAACCGCCACAGCUCCACCCUCCGCAUCUUCCACCAAAACCACCACUACCAUCCCAACCCGGCCCUCCAACCCCAGCCCUAG
Molecule: messenger RNA, 360 nt
Organism: Zymoseptoria tritici IPO323
Lineage: Eukaryota; Fungi; Ascomycota; Dothideomycetes; Mycosphaerellales; Mycosphaerellaceae
Exons: 2
Coding region: 1-360 (119 amino acids)
Source: RefSeq, a predicted model, not a curated record